AGCGUCGACCCGUACAUGCGUACUCGUAUGGUUCACGGCGGGUGGAAGCUGGGUGAACCACCUAUAGCGAGCGGGGUUGCCGAAGUCGUCCGGUCUGAACAUCCUGUCUUCCCGGAACAGGCAAAGCUUUUUGGGUUAUUUCAUUUCCAGAAAUACGAGUACUUUGACUCUUCCUAUUCCCAUUGGGGGGACUUUAGGAUCUUGCACAACGAACAAGGUAUCCCCUGGACCGCAUAUCUCAGCGCAGCGGGGCUCAACGGGAAAACAGCUUUCUACGGUCUCAAAGCCCUCGCACACCCCCAACCCCGAGAGAAGAUAUUCGUCACCACCGGCGCGGGGAGCGUAGGGCUCGUCGUCUGCCAACCAUGUACAUCCUGGGGCCUGUCCGUGCUAGCGAGCACGGACACGGACGAGAAAGCCGAGUAUCUCCGCUCGCUCGGGAUUAGCGCUUUCAAUUACCGCACGGCGUCUACUUCCCAUGAACUGGAGAAGUUUGGAGGAGUGGACAUCUACUGAGAUAACGUGGGCGGGGAGAUGCUGGACUUGGCACUGCAGGCCAUGAAUCGUGGGGGAAGGGUGGUGAUAUGCGGGAUUGCAAGUGGGUACAACGUACCGGAACAAGAUCGUUAUCGACACAAAGCACGCCUUUCCCCUCUUCCCUCUUCCAUCUCUUCCCCCUCCCUCGCUCUCCCCUCCUUUCCCCUUCUCUCAUCUCUGGGUGGCAGAGCCCCAGCUAACAAAAAAAAACAGAACAUCCACCUGAUCCUAACCAACCAACUCCAACUGCUCGGUCUCUCCAUGUCCGCGCACGAAACCCAAUACAGCGCCGAGUUCUCAGCUACAGUACCGGGGCAGAUCAGGGACGGGAAGAUCCGCUACUUGGAGGAGGAGGUACAGGGCUUGGAAGGAGUGGGGGAGCUGUUGGAGAGGGUGCUGAGGG
This is a messenger RNA of Dacryopinax primogenitus, 940 nucleotides long. RefSeq lists its product as uncharacterized. The record is from RefSeq and is a predicted model, not a curated record. The transcript is spliced from 3 exons. Lineage: Eukaryota; Fungi; Basidiomycota; Dacrymycetes; Dacrymycetales; Dacrymycetaceae. Gene Ontology annotation, molecular function: oxidoreductase activity, acting on the CH-CH group of donors, NAD or NADP as acceptor. The coding region runs from base 16 to 516 and encodes 166 amino acids.